UAUUUCACUGAUGUUGGGGGAGUCCAGAACUAGAGGCCACAAUUUGAGAAUAAGGGGUAGGUCAUUUCGAAUGGAGUUGAGGAAAAACUUUUUCACCCAAAGAGCUCUGAAUCUGUGGAAUGCUCUGCCUCAGAAGGCAGUGGAGGCCAAUUCUCUGAAUGCUUUUAAGAAAGAGUUGGAGAGAUCUCUUAAUGAUAGCAGAGUCAAGGGAUAUGGGGAGAAGGCAGGAACGUGGUACUGAUUGUGGAUGAUCAGCCAUGAUCACAGUGAAUGGCGGUACCAGCUCGAAGGGCCAAAUGGCCUAUUACUGCACCUAUUGUCUAUUGAAAUUGGUGUCACAGAUGUGAUGGAAAGAAAGAUUUUGGCCCAUUGGCCUUCAUGAACCAAAGUACUGACAACAAUAGAUAGACGUUAUCUUGACUUGUGGAGGACAUUGGUGAGGCCUAAUUUGGAGUAUUGUGUACAGUUUUGGUCACCUACCUACAUGAAGGUUGUAAAAGAGGUUGAAAGAGUUCAGAGAAAAUUCACAAGGCUGUUGCCAGGUCUGGAGAACUUGGGUUAUGAGGAAAGAUUGAACAGGUCAGGACUUUAUUCCUUGGAACAUAAAAGAUUGAGGGGAGAUUUGAUGGAGGUAUACCACUAUUAUGAGGGGUAUAGAUAGGGUAAAUGCAAGCUGGCUUUUACCACUGAGAUGGGGUGGGAUGACAACCAGAGACCAUGGGUUAAGGGUGAAAGGUGAAACGUUAAGGGGAACAUGAGGGGAAACUUCUUCACACAGACGGUCAUCCGGGUGUGGAAUGAGCAGCCAGCACAAGUGGUGCAUGCGAGCUCAAUUUCAACAUUUAAGAGGUUUGCAUAGGUACCUGGAUGGUAGGGGUAUGGGAGUGGGCAGUUUAAAUAGUUCAGCACAAACCAGAUGGCCCAAAGGGCCUGUUUCUGUGUUGUAAUUUUCGAUGACUCUGACAAGAACCUGAAAUAAUACAAAAAUUCACUCUAAGUCCUUUUAACGGCUGUGCAGACCAACCAUUCAUCUCAGCAGGAAUUUUUUAUAUAGCGUUAAAACUGUGGCACUUUUAAGUUAAUAAUACAUAAAAGAAAAUCCCAGAUGCAUGACAAGAAAGACAACUUGCCUGAUACUCUUUAGGUUACUGUGGGGACAGGCAUCCAUGCUGCUCACCAAUGGAGAGAGUCAAACUGCGCCAAGGAACAAAUUGGAGACGGCAGAAAUGCCCCAUUCUUAUAGAGACAGGAAGAGCAUCAGAGAAUUUGAUGGCCAUUCCAGAUACCAGCACUGUGCCCAGUUAGAAGAUGAUUUCUCUCUCCAACUUGGGUUGAACCUCACUGUAACAGUGUGAUACCAGAUCAAACCUUGAAAACUCAAGUAAUUUCAUCUGAAAUUUCGUCCUAACCCAUUGUUGGAUUUUGUAAAUCUUUUUACAGGUUAAAAACGAGAAGGAAUUUAGCUCCUAGGAUCUCAAACAUGGCACGCCAGUUUUGCUGUCUCUGUCCAGAUGUUUGAGAAGUGGAGCAAGGGAUUCAAUCGACCAUCCUUCCUGCUCAGACUGUGGGGAGGGAUUCACUUGGUCAUCUGACCGACUGGCAUGCCCGUCAUUUUACACAGGGGAAAGGCCGUUCACCUGCUCAGACAGUGGGAGUGGAUUCACUUGGUUAUCCCAAUUGAAGGUACAUCAGCAAGUUCACACUGGACAAGGCCAUUCAUCUGAUCUGUGUGUGAGAAGGGAUUCAGUCGGUCAUCCCACCUGUGGACACACCAGGCAAUUCACACUGACCAGAGGCUGGUCAUCUGCUGAAUUUGUGGGGAAGGAUUCACUCGGUCAUCUGACCUAAUGGCUCACCAGUGGGUUCACACUGGGGAGAAGCCGUUCACCUGCUCAGACUGUGGGAAGAGUUUCACUAAUUCAUCCACCCUACAGAGUCAUCAGCGAGUUCACACUGGGGAGAAGCCGUUCACCUGCUCAGAAUGUGGGAAGGGAUUUACUCAGUCAUCCAACCUACAGAGUCAUCAGCGAAUUCACACUGGGCAGAAGCCGUUUACCUGCUCAGAAUGUGGGAAGAGAUUCACUAAGUCAUUCAGCCUACAGAGUCAUCAGCGAGUUCACACUGGGGAGAAGCCAUUCACCUGCUCAGAAUGUGGGAAGAGAUUCACUCAGUCAUCCCACCUACAGAGUCAUCAGCGAGUUCACACUGGGGAGAAACCAUUCACCUGCUUAGAAUGUGGGAAAGGAUUCAGUCGGUCAUCCAGACUACUGGCACACCAGUCAGUUCACAGUGGGGAGUGGCCGUUCACCUGCUCAGACUGUGGGAAGGGAUUCACUUGCUCGUCUAAGCUAAUGGCUCACCAGCGAGUUCACACUGGAGAGAUGCUGUUCACCUGCUCAGUCUCUGAGAAGAGAUUCACUCAGUCAUCCAACCUAGUGGCACAUCAGCAAGGUCACACUGGGGAGAAGCCGUUCACCUGCUCAGUCUGUGGGAAGAGAUUUACUCAGUCGUCCCUCCUGCAGAGUCAUCAGCGAGUUCACACUGGGGAGAGGCCGUUCACCUGCUCAAUCUGUGGGAAGAGAUUUACUCACCCAUCCACCCUACAGAAUCAUCAGCGAGUUCACACUGGGGAGAAGCCAUUCGCCUGCUUAGUCUGUGGGAAAAGAUUCACCCAAUCAUCCACCCUACAGAAUCAUCAGCGAGUUCACACUGGGGAGAAGCCGUUCACCUGCUCAGUCUGUGGCAAGAGAUUCACUCAGUCAUCCAACCUACAGAGUCAUCAGCGAGUUCACACUGGGGAGAAGCCAUUCACCAGCUCGGAAUGUGGGAAAGGAUUCACUCAGUCAUCCCACCUACUGGCACACCAGUCAGUUCACAAUGGGGAGAGGCCAUUGUUAUUAUCUGACCUAAUGACUCACCGGCGAGUUCUCACUGGGGAGAACUCGUUCACCUGCUCAGUCUGUGAGAAGAGAUUCACUCACUCUUCCACCCUACAGAGACAUCAGCGAGUUCACACUGGGGAGAAGCCGUUCACCUGCUCAGUCUGUGGGAAAAAAUUCACUGAGUCAUCCCACUUACGGGUACAUCAGCGUGUUCACACUGGGGAGAAGCCAUUCACCUGCUCAGACUGUGGGAAGAGAUUCACUCAGUUAUCCCACCUACAGAGUCAUCAGCGAGUUCACACUGGGGAGAAGUCGUUCACCUGCUUAGUCUGUGGGAAAGAAUUCACUCACUCAUCCACCCUACAGAGACAUCAGCAAGUUCACACUGGGGAGAAGCCGUUCACCUGCUUAGAAUGUGGGAAGGGAUUCACUCAGUCAUCCCACCUACAGAGUCAUCAGCGAGUUCACACUGGGGAGAAACCGUUCACCUGCUUAGAAUGUGGGAAGAGAUUCACUCAGUUAUCCCACCUACAGAGACAUCAGCGUGUUCACACUGGGGAGAAGCCAUUCACCUGCUUAGUCUGUGGGAAAAGAUUCACUGAGUCAUCCCAACUACGGAGACAUCAGCGAGUUCACACUGGGAAGAAGCCAUUCACCUGCUCAGUCUGUGGGAAGAGAUUCACUCAGUUAUCCCACCUAAAGAGUCAUCAGCGAGUUCACACUGGGGAGAAGCCGUUCACAUGCUUAGAAUGUGGGAAGCGAUUCACUCACUCAUCCACCCUACAGAGUCAUCAACGAGUUCACACUGGGGAGAAGCCAUUCACCUGCUCAGUCUGUGGGAAGGGAUUCACUCAAUUGUCCCAACUACACAGUCAUCAGCGAGUUUACACUGGGGAGAAGCCGUUCACCUGCUUAGAAUGUGGGAAAGGAUUCACUCAGUCAUUUAAACUACUGGCACACCAGUCAGUUCACAGUGGGGAGUGGCCAUUCACCUGCUCAGAAUGUGGGAAAGGAUUCACUCAGUCAUCCAAACUACUGGCACACCAGUCAGUUCACACUGGAGAGAGGACAUUCACCUGCUUAGACUGUGGGAAGGGAUUCACUCGGUCAUCCCAACUACUGGCACACCAGUCAGUUCACACCGGGGAGAGGCCGUUCACCUGCUCAGUCUGUGAGAAGAGAUUCACUCAGUCAUCCUACCUACAGAGACAUCAACAAAUUCACACUGGGGAGAAACCGUUCACCUGCUCAGAAUGUGGGAAGAGAUUCACUCAGUCAUCCACCCUACAGAGACAUCAGCAAGUUCAUACUGGGGAGAAGCCAUUCACCUGCUCAGUCUGUGGGAAGAGAUUCACUCAGUUAUCCCACCUACAGAAUCAUCAGCGAGUUCACACUGGGGAGAAGCCAUUCACCUGCUCAGAAUGUGGGAAAGGAUUCACUCAGUCAUUUAAACUACUGGCACACCAGUCAGUUCACAAUGGGGAGUUGCUGUUAUUAUGAAUCACGAGGUUUUGUUUGCUGUGGACUGUCAUUUUAAGAGAGAGAUUAAGAAGGUGAAUCAGUCUGACUUGCAGCUUGGUUACAUUGCUCGCAGCUUGUUUAAUUUUAAUUGAGGACACAGACACUCAGAUUCAGAUGGAGACAAAGGCAGAAAAAUGGAAGGAUUGAAGCAAGGGAACUAGUGACCAAGGGUCACUGUUUCGAACUUUCCUCUGCCCACAAGGGUGGGUUAAUUAUCGAUUCAGCGAACAUCGAAUGUGUGGUUGUCACCUCGUUUGAUCCAUAGGAGUGGAUCUGAUUUGGGGUAUCCUGUGGAGACCACUUAUGUGUUAACCCUUGCCUUGGUGUGUUGUAAUUCACUUGAAGUCGAUACCCCUUGUGACAAGUCACUUUCGGUGAUAAUUCAUAUGUGGAUGUGAAACGAGAACAGAUAAAAUCUACAGAUACUGUUCUCUCGUUUUACCACUGUGGAACCUGUGGAAUUUGACAUAAUUGCCUUCUCUCAACAUUUACCCUGGAUUACAAAUAUCUCUCUCUCAUCACCUAUUCUGUGGAUGAACUGAACUUUCAUACUUUACCGUCUCAAGACUCUAAGCCUUGUUUUCCCUGAGCUCAAUAGUUGGGAGUUAUAUUUACACACACAUAUACACAUAGUACUGUUAACUUUUGUUUAUCUUGCUUAAGUUACGAUAUUAUAAGUAGAUACUAUUAAGGAUAGUGGAUUUAACAUCAAAACCAGACUCCAGUUGUAGUCUGUUGCUGUUGGUUCAUUUCUAAAGUGUUACGGUUCAUAACAAAUCUGGGGCCUGCAUCCGGGAUAUGAGCAGAUUUGGGGGCGUAUUGAUUAAUUAUCAAUUUCAUUGGGGAAAUCCCUUUGAUUUAUUUGUGUGUGGAAAAUCAGCAGCAAUGGAUGUUGAUAGAUUUCUGGAAGCAUCAACCUCUGAGGCACUAAAGGACACAAGGAUUGAGUUGUUGAGUAUUGCUAAAAGGUUAAAACUUGCUAAGGUGAAAUUGACAAUGAGAAGGGCACAGAUGCAGAAGAUCAUAACUGAGCAUUAUGUAUCUAAGGGUGUGUUUAAAGUGGAAGAGUUGGAAGUGUUUCCUGAAUGUAAUCCUAGUGAGCUUGAGCUCCCGUACAAGUUAGAAAAAUUAAAGAUGGAGGCUGUGGAAAGGCAAAGGGAGUUUGAGGCUGGACAGGCAGAAAAACAGAGAGGAAGCAGAAAGACAGUGGAUGUUCAAGCUGGAAAAGAUAGAAAGAUUGUAGCAAAGGUGUCUCACGUUAGACUCUGGUGAUAAGUUUGAGGCCAGUCGAGAAGUUAAAUUGGUACCUCCAUUUGACGAGGCAGAGGUUGAUAAAUAGUUCCAGCAAUUUGAGAUGGUUGCUCAGAGUUUAAAGUGGCGAAAAGAGGGUUGGCCCAUUCUCUUACAAAGUGUAAUUAAGGGAAAGGCUCAGCAAGCCUAUUCUGCUUUGACAGUUGAUGAAGCAGCUGAUUAUGACAUAGUGAAACAGGCUGUGCUCAAAGCUUAUGAGUUGGUCCCAGAAGCAUACAGGCAAAAGUUUAGAAAUUUGAGGAAAUCCCUGAACCAGAUUUAUAUGGAAUUUGCUGAUGAGAAAUUUGUGUGUUUUGACCGCUGGUUCACAUAUAAAAAUAUAAAAUAAAAAUAAUAAAUAUAAAAAUAUAAAUUUUAGCAGCUUGAAAGAGUUGGUUUUAAUUGAAGAAGUCAAAGUGUGCAUCCCUGAUGACAUAAAGAUGUAAUCAGAUGAAAAGGAUGCUGCCACUUUGCAGGAGUCUGCUAGAUUAGCAGAUGAGUUUGCUUUAACUCAUAAGGUUAAGUUUACCCCUAAUAAGAGCUUCCAAAAGAGUAGCAGGGUAAACCAGAAAUUAAAACUGGGAUUAGCAACAAGAGUGAGGAUGAAGGGAAGCAGUUGAAGGAGAAAUAUUCUGGUCUUGUUACUAUUGUAAGAAAGCUGGUCAUAUAGUGGCUAAUUGUUCCGUCCUGAAGAAGAAAAGGGAAAAGGAGACAGUCCCACAUGCCUGUGAUCAGUAUGUUGAAGCACCUGUAAACCCACAGCGUUCUGAACAUUCUGUUGAGGCUCAGUUAAGGACUGAGAGGUCUGACCGAGUUAAGAAGGGAUUCGAUCAUUUUAUGUCAGAUGGGUUUGUAUUAGUAAAGGAAGGGUCAACCCCGGUAUCAGUGAAAAUUCUUCGAGAUACUGGGGCUUCUCAGUCACUUAUAUUAGACAGUAUUCUAAAGUUUGGUGAUGAGACUGACAUUGGUGAGGUAAAUCUUACUAAAGGCACUGGGGGUGGCAUGGUUUCUGUGCCAUUGAACAAGGUAACUUUACAGUCAGGGUUGGUUUUGGGACCUGUUAAGAUUGGAUUAUCCUCCAGUUUACCGGUGGAAGAUGUUACUUUGCUGUCAGGGAAUGACCUGGCAGAUAGUAAAGUUGUUCUUGCAGUGCAGUUGCCAGCUAAGCCAACUACUGACGGCCCACAGAUGGAUUUUAACAUUUAUCCUUCCUGCACAGUACCUUGAAGUAUGGCUAAAAAGUCUGCCGACGCAGACGGUUCUGUGCAGCAUGAUUCUGAUGCCCAUAAUAGCCAAAGUUGGGAUUCAGGUUAUGAUGACUUAAAACAGAGAUCAUCUUCCUCUUUCCCUUCUGCUCCAUGGAACCAGACCCAGUGCUAGAGACCGGAUCGCCAUGGUCGUCCUCUGUCAGGUCACCCCCCUCAACGGCAUCCAAAAUGAGAUAACAAUUACUGAGGGGGAUGGCCACAAGGGUGCUCUCUACUAUCUGAGCUCUUCCCAUCCCUUCCUUGACAGUCACCCACUUAUCGAUCUCCUGCUCACGUUCCAUUAUAAGCAGUAGGUCAUCAAGCCGCAGCUCCAGAUCCCUAAUGCAUUCUCUCAUCAGCUGCAUCUCAGUGCACCUGGCUCAGAUAUGGCCGUCUGAGAGACAGGAAGAUUCCCGGGAUUCCCACAUCUUUCACCCAGAGGAAAGUACUAUCCCUGCACACAGGCUCUGGUACAUGUUUGUAUGCUCAGUAAACAUGUUCACUGCUUAAUCCCCUGGAGGAGGGAACGAGAUGGGAAAUGUCCAAAUAUAUUGAUAACACAGAAGCAAAGGAAAGAAAUCUAAUGACGAUGUUCUGGUUCUGCAUCAAAUAGUUCAAAAGGCAGAUAGUAUUUUGGCCAUCACCACACAGAGAGUAGGGAUUAUGUAAUGGGCCAGUGUAGCUACCAUUGCACAGGGUGUUUCUGGAAUUCUAUGCACGGUUUUAAUCCCCAAGAAGAAAGAAAUCUUAAGAGUAGCUAUGGAGCCAGCCAGAGCAGUUUGACCAAUGUAAUACAUGGGAUGAUUUACCAGCAGAGGUGAGAUGAUUUGGCCCUGAAUUUAGAACAUAUUCACAAACGAUAGGGUAUUUGUGGAGCAUCUUGAUAGAGUAUCUCUCCUCGUCAGUCAGAGAGCCACAGAGAGGGGUCGAUGAGCGAUGCUCAUUUCAAAUGGAGAUGUGUGAAAAUUCUUGGAAAUUUAUAUUUUCUAUUUAAUUUUGCUUUGUGAUCAAUGAGGUAUCUAUCUAUUUGAGUGUACAAUCUUUGGGAUUCACUGCACUGAGGGUGUGAAGGCCGGUUGGCUGGGUAUAUUUGAGGUGGAGAUAGAUAAUAAUUAAGGGGAGCAAGGGGAAUGGACACAGGAGUUUACAUCAUACACGGUUGUGUUGAAUCAUAAGACACAGCGAGAGAAGUUUUCCUCUUCUCUGUUCUAAAUGGAGGUCCCACUAUUCUGAGGGUGUUUUCCCCUGGUCGCCGACUGCAGGAAAAAUAAUCUCCACAUGCACUCUUUCUCGGCUUUUCAGUGUUCGAGAGCCUCCCUCAUUUUUUUCUAAACAUUAUAGGACACAGGCCCAGAUACAUCAAAUGCUCCUCAUGUUUUAAACCUGUCAGCCUCAGAAUCAUUUUUAUGAACCUCCUCUGGACUCUGUCCAAUUCCAGCACAUUUUUCCUGAGAUGAGUCCCUACACCGUUCAUAAUAGUCUGUGUGGUUUAACUAUUGCCUUAUAACAUCUCAACAUUGUGGAUUAUGGAUAGACCUCUCUUAAUGAAUGGUAGCAUCAUAUUUACAUAACUAAUGGUGAAUGGCCAGAGUGAAGAGUAGAAGGAAAGGCUAUGGGCAGUGUUUUUUUUUUAACUGGAGGAGAAAUCGAUAUUCAUGCCUUCAGGUUGGAGCUGUGCAGGUGGAGUAUGAUGUGUUUCUCUUCAACCCUGAGGCUGUCAAGUUGAGCAACUCCAGCCAUUACUAUUCUGCCAUCAUCCAUGCUAGUGUCCCCUUCCAAUCAACUUUGGUGAGCUCUUCUCCCAUGCCUCCAGGAUUCUCCUCACUCCACUAAUAAUGAUGCAUCUUGUUAUACCUUUCCCCUCUCAAAGUGUAGGGUGAAUUCUAACUUAUUAUGAUCACCAAGUCCACGUUUCCUUUACCAUAAGCUUCGUAAUCAAAUCUGGUUCAUUACACAACACCCAAUCCAAAAUUAACUUUUCCCUAAUGGGCACAAUUACAAGCUGUUCAAAAAGGCAUCUCAUUGGUAUUUUCCAAAUUCUCUCUCUUGAGAUGAAACACCAACCUGAUUUUCAUAAUCAACCUCCACCCAUCCCACUCAUGGACUGUUUGCCCCACUCCCAUCGGGAGGUAGACUGCACAGCAUCCUCACCAGGACUGCCAGCCUCUGGGACAGCUACUUUUCCCAAGCAGUAAGGCUGAUAAAUGUCUCUACCCAACUAACCCACCCUUCCACACCACCAAACACCUCUACUUUAUAAUUUCCUGUCUGUCAUGUUAUAUGCAAGCAUACUUUUAUUUAUUAUUUUAUCAUUUAUUAUAUUGUAAUUUGUCCUCUACUGUGCCUAUUUUCUUGUUUAUUAUUUAUUGUACUGCCCUGCACUGUUUUGUGCACUUCAUGCAGUCCUGUGUAGGUCUGUAGUCAAGUGUGGUUUUUGUGUUAUUUGACGUAGUCUAGUGUAGCUUUGCGUUGUGUCACUUAGCCUAGUGUAGUUUUGUGUUGUUUCAUGUAGCACCAUGGUCCUGGAGGUAUGUUGUUUUUACUGUGCACUGUAACAGUAGUUUAUGAUUGAAAUCACAAUAAAAAGUGACUUGACUUGACUAUGCUGAGCGUCACUUUAUGGACAUACAAUCAAUCCAUGCACAGUUUAUAAGCUGUGGAUAUAUGUUUUUACUAUUGUGUUUUUGUGCUGCAUUGAAGCCGGAGUAAUAAUUAUUUUGAUCCCAUUUACACUUGUCUGCUGGAAAUGGAAUUAAACUACCUUGAAUCUUGAAUAAACAUUUCAGCAGACUGCAGGGUCACAUUUCUGUCUCUCAGUGUUACUGCGGCAGAGCAUCACCUGGUGACAAUGGAGUCCACAAAUCAGGGGCUCCUGUUAUUGUGGCAAAUCACCAAGUGGCAGUGUUGUCCACAAAAGGGAGAGGUUUACAGCGAUAAGGAGAGGUGUAGGGGGCUGGAAGCCAACUCUGCAAGUGGAUGAAGUGACAGACCUGCCCCAAACCACUCUCCCCACCACCAGUCAGGGUCCCAAACAGUCCUUCCACAUAAGGCAACUUUUCAACAUCAUGCCUGUUGGAUCAUCUCCUGUUUCCAGUUUUCCAGGUGUGGCCUCCUCGACAUUAGUGAGACCCGAUGUAGUCUCUGCAUUCUGCACUCUGUCCUGAUGAGAUUCUGCAGGUGUUGGAGAUGCAGAGUAACAUACACAAAAUGUUGGAGGAAGUCAGGAGGUCAGAUAGCUUCUAUAGAGGGGGACAAAUCAAAACAGAGAUUUCCUGCCGAGACCCUUCAUCAGGACUGGAAGUGGGGAGAAGCUGGAAUAAGAUGGUGCGGGGAGUGGAAAGAGUCCAAGCUGGUAGAUGAUAGGUGAAGCCAGAUAAGAGUGAAGGUGAGUGGGUGGGGGAGGUGGGAGAUGAAGUGAGACGCUGUGAGGUGGAAGCUGGAAAAUGCAAAGGGCUGAAAAGAAGGAAUCUGAUAGGAUAGGAGAGCGGACCAUGGGGAAAAGAGGAAGUAAAAGCGGAACCACAGGGAGACGAUCCACAGUGAAGAGAGAAGUGGGGAGACAGAAUGGAGGAGACGAGCGUGUGGGUUGAUGAAAGGAAAAGGUGGAGGUGGAAGUUAAAGAUAUCAAUGUUCAUGCCAUCGAGUUGUAAACUACCCAGAUGUAGUAUGUGUUAUUGCUCCUUUAACCUGAGAGUGGGUUCAUCGUGCUAGUGAAACCGGAAGGGAGAGUGGAUUAAUAACUUUCCCCUGCGAUCCCUAUUAAAUCAAUCCUAUCUCACCUUAAAGUGGUGCCCACUGGUUGUUCAUUCCACAAAAGUGGGGAAAAAGGGGAAAAAAAAAAUCGAAAACCUACAUCAUAAUACAGGCACUUUGGCCCACAAAGUUGUGCCGAGCAUGUCCCUACCUAAGAAAUUACUAGGCUUACCCAUAGCUCUCUAUUUUUCUAAGAUCCAUGUACCUAUCCAAAGGUCUCUUAAAAUACCAUAUUGUGUCCACCUCCACCACCGUUGCCGGCAGCCCAUUCCACACACUCACCAAUCUUUGUGUGAAAAAACUUACCCCUGACAUCUCCUCUGUACCUACUCCCCAGCACCUUAAACCUGUGCCCUCUUGUAGCAGCCAUUUCAGCCCUGGGAAAAAAACCUCUGACUAUCCACACGAUCAACACCUCUCAUCAACUUAUACACCUCUAUCAGGUCACCUCUCAUCCUCCGUCGCUCCAAGGAGAAAAGGCCGAGUUCACUCAUCUGCUCACAUUCCCUAUUUCUGUACCCUCAGGGUUUGGAACACCUGCAUCAUGUCAGACUCAAUCUCCUGCACUUCAAGGUGUGAAGUCCCAACCUGCCCAGCCUCUCUGCAGAACUCAGUCCCUCGAGUACCGGAACCAUUCUCAUAAAUCUCCCCUGAACUCAUUCCAGAUUGACGUCCUCUCUCCUAUAGCAGAACGACCAAAAACUGAAUACAAUAAUCCAGGCACGGAUACCCUAACAAUACCCUAACCCUAAUGCAACCUCACUAGCCUCUUCUUCAGACCAUGAGCCACGAGAUAUGAGACAGAGGCUGCUCAGCCAAUCGAGUCUGCUCCACCAUUCCUUCAUGUCCAAUUCAUUAUCCCUCUCAACACUAUUCUCCUGCCUUCUCCCCUUAAUCCUUGAACAUCCAUUGAAAACACACUCAGUGACUUGGCCUC
Messenger RNA from Mobula hypostoma (lesser devil ray), 11630 nucleotides. RefSeq names its product zinc finger protein 850-like. Gene Ontology annotation, biological process: regulation of DNA-templated transcription. The transcript is spliced from 2 exons. Bases 1848 to 4382 code for a protein of 844 amino acids. The record is from RefSeq and is a predicted model, not a curated record. Gene Ontology annotation, molecular function: RNA polymerase II cis-regulatory region sequence-specific DNA binding; DNA-binding transcription factor activity, RNA polymerase II-specific. Lineage: Eukaryota; Metazoa; Chordata; Chondrichthyes; Myliobatiformes; Myliobatidae.